AGCAAUUCGAUAUUUCUGAUGAUGUAACCUUUGUGCCUGGCAUGGCUGUCCGUACUGAAGAUGGCGGAGAGCCCUUGGCUAUCGCCGACGUCAAUGGUGCCAACGAUAAAGAGGUACGGGUUUCGAUUAGCGGUCAACAGACUAGCAUCAAGCAGAGAGUGAAAAGCACAGGAUGGAAGUUUUCUGACCUGUCAGGCGCCGCAUAUAAGUGGAUAGUUCAAAACAAGGAGACAGGCUGGCAGCUGCAUGACCGUCGAGGGAAUGCAGUUGCUGGUUUCGAUGGCAACCAGUUUUGGUACUGCGGCUACGCAAAUUUAACCAUAGACGAGAAUGUUAGCGAAGAGCUACGCCUGCUUGCACUGCUUUCCUGGGCUCUAAGUGCGAUAACUACCUUUGGCAGCAGGCCUGGUAAUGGCUCCAAGGCCAGGGCAUCUACCACACACCAAAAUGUUCUACCGGAUUUCUAUUAGGCUGGCCUGUGGAGUGAUUCUGAAUCGAGUGCAACGGAGAACAGGAUGCUUGAGUACUUAUUAGUCUGCUACAUACUUCAAUACCAUUCACAUUCAAAAACAAUGCACAGUCGGAAGGAUGGAACAGUGG
Molecule: messenger RNA, 600 nt
Organism: Linderina pennispora
Lineage: Eukaryota; Fungi; Kickxellomycota; Kickxellomycetes; Kickxellales; Kickxellaceae
Exons: 2
Coding region: 42-470 (142 amino acids)
Source: RefSeq, a predicted model, not a curated record